This is a messenger RNA of Rangifer tarandus platyrhynchus (Svalbard reindeer), 240 nucleotides long. Lineage: Eukaryota; Metazoa; Chordata; Mammalia; Artiodactyla; Cervidae. The record is from the annotation of a GenBank genome assembly.
UGCGAGGUACUUGCUCUCUGUGGCCUUCGCAAGUACCCGCAACAUGCCCGAGUGGAGCAGUGCAUGCGUCUCCUGCUAAUUCCAGAGGAGCUCAAGAUGGCUCUCGGAGAACAAGGCUACGUCGUGAACAGGAAGAAGAAGAAAAUGAACACGAAGAAGAAGAAGGUGACGAAGAAGAGUCUAAGACGUCGUGAAGAAGAAGAUGAUGAAGGAGAGUUCAAGACUUCGAGAAGAAGAUGA